ACGAAACAUAGUGAUUAGAAAAUAUUAUUUUGUAAAAAAUUUGAGAAAAUGUCAACAUUUAAUUCUGUGGAUUCUCUGCAAUCCCAGUUUCAGAUUGGCAAGCUACUUGGAACAACCGGUUCUCUUGGAGCUUUUGUGCACCUCGCAAAAUAUAAGAAAAAUGGUAAAUGGGUUGCCAUCAAAAAAUACAAUGAAGGUGGACUGGAGGGAACUAUUGAGACAAGAGCAGAGGAGGAUGCCGCGCACUAUAUUCAGCAUGAGGUGACCAUGAUGAAACUUCUCUGCCACGAGAAUAUACUCAAGUGUGUUUCAUCAAUAGUUGUAGAUUCUCAGAUAUGGAUUGUAACUCCACUGAUGGUCUACGGAAGUGUUAGUAACCUUCUUAAAGAACAUUUCCAAGAAGGACUUUCUGAGCUUGCCUGCUGUUUCAUCAUUAAAGAUUUACUUCACGCUCUUCAGUAUAUUCAUGAUCAGGGUGUUGUACAUAGAUCAGUCCGAUGUUCCCAUCUCCUGAUCAAUGAAUCUGGAAGAUGUGUUCUCACUGGAUUCAGAUAUUCAACUCCGCUGAAUGCUAUUGGAGAUCAGAGUUCUACCCUAUAUGAUUAUCCUCUCCACUGUAUCACCAGUAACCUCGAGUGGUUGGCGCCGGAAAUACUGAAACAGAACCUACUGGGUUACAGUGAGACAAGUGACAUCUACUCCCUCGGCGUGGUAGCGUGUGAGAUGGCAAACGGAAUUGUCCCCUUCAGUGAUUUCCCCGCCACGCUAAUGUUUAUUGAGAAGCUUAAUGGAUCCUCUCCUAGACUAAUGGACUUCAACACUAUCAACGCAGCUAAACAGGUGAUCAUUACAGGGUUACCCACAGAG
Molecule: messenger RNA, 867 nt
Organism: Eurytemora carolleeae
Lineage: Eukaryota; Metazoa; Arthropoda; Copepoda; Calanoida; Temoridae
Gene: Stlk
Product: STE20-related kinase adapter protein alpha
Exons: 10
Biological process (GO): protein phosphorylation
Molecular function (GO): protein kinase activity; ATP binding; protein serine/threonine kinase activator activity
Source: RefSeq, a predicted model, not a curated record